Messenger RNA from Rhagoletis zephyria (snowberry fruit fly), 1163 nucleotides. RefSeq names its product probable RNA methyltransferase CG1239. NCBI's taxonomy places the organism in Eukaryota, Metazoa, Arthropoda, Insecta, Diptera, Tephritidae. Gene Ontology annotation, molecular function: snRNA binding; RNA methyltransferase activity; O-methyltransferase activity. The record is from RefSeq and is a predicted model, not a curated record. Gene Ontology annotation, biological process: snRNA modification.
UCGCCGUGAAAAGAAGUGGUUAUUUAAAAACAUGUUUUUUGCAGCAGACUUAUUAAAUGGAUAUAAAUCACGAAUUUACACAAAUAACUGAAAAGGAGGCAGGAAAAUUAGCCACCAAACGGAAAAUUGCAAUUCCCGAUAAUGACAGUGAACGCGAAAUCAAGAAAACAAAGUUACAGAUUGCCUCCCUGACUGCACCGAUAACAGCGGAGUCUGGUUGCAAUGCAACGAUUACAAACGUACAAAAUUGCGCGGCAGGAAGAAGUGUUUUACCAGCCAAAGCUGUAGCACAUCAAAGUCCUAAGAAGCGGUUACAAAUAGAUACAACAUCUCCUAGCGGCUCACAACGAAAACAAGCCAAGGAGCGAUUUAUUUAUGGCAACUAUAGCCAGUAUUAUGGAUAUCGAAAUAAGGGGUGCGAAUGUCGUGACAUACGUCUGGAAGUAUUUGCAACGCAACCUGAAUUAUUUCAAGGCAAGGAAGUGCUUGAUAUUGGUUGCAAUAGUGGUCUAAUAACCAUGGAAGUAGCAAAACGGUUUGUGGUCAAAAGCAUUGUUGGCUUGGACAUAGACCGCACACUUAUCAACCAAGCGAAUAAGGCGCUGGUACGACAAAAGAAAACAUUGCCUUUGGUAAAUGAGUCACGGCGUUUACAACGUUUCCCCUACAAUGUAAGCUUUGUGCAUGGCAAUUACGUGCUACGGGAUGACAUAUUACUUGAGAUUGAACACGAACAAUUCGAUGUUAUACUCUGCUUAUCGAUAACCAAGUGGAUACACUUAAAUUUUGGAGAUGCAGGCUUGAAACAAGCUUUUCGGCGUAUGUUUCUGCAACUGCGAAGUGGUGGCAAGCUUAUAUUAGAAGCGCAGCCAUAUGAUAAUUACGGGCGUCGAAAGAAAAUGACUGAGGCCAUCAACGCCCAUUAUAAGGCUAUGCAGUUCUUUCCCAAAGAUUUUACAGGCUUUUUACUUUCCACAGAUGUUGGAUUUGAAAGCGUGGAUUUGAUGGGUAUACCUCAAGGAUGUGUAGAAGGCUUUAAGCGACCUAUACAGAUAUUUCACAAAAAGAAAUAACACAAUGCUGACUGUGAUAAUGGUACUAAAGCUAAGAGUUUUGAAUUUAAUAGGCCUUCAUUGUGUAUAUUCUUAGGAAAAAAAGUCUAG